This is a messenger RNA of Aspergillus nidulans FGSC A4, 1497 nucleotides long. Its product is annotated as putative oxysterol binding protein (Orp8). Bases 1 to 1257 code for a protein of 418 amino acids. The record is from RefSeq and is a predicted model, not a curated record. Lineage: Eukaryota; Fungi; Ascomycota; Eurotiomycetes; Eurotiales; Aspergillaceae. The transcript is spliced from 6 exons. Gene Ontology annotation, molecular function: lipid binding.
AUGUCUUCCACAUUAACGCCCGACCUGCCUGAGAAGACCCCCGAUGAAUCUUCAAAGCUGAAGACAUUUCUGUCCAUCCUUCGGAAAUUCGUCGGCGUGAGCGAUAUUGCAUCCGUGAGAUUUUCGCUACCUGCACAGCUUCUGGAGCCAACUCCUAACCUGGACCGGAGACCUUCCAUCGGUACAUCAGAAGAACCAUUGGGACGGAUGCUGGAGGUUUUGCGAUUCUGGUUUACCAAAGACCUGAAAUACAUUAAAGGUAAACCCUGCAAACCGUAUAAUUCGACCCUUGGAGAAUUUUUUAGGUGUAGCUGGGAAGUAGAUUCCACCCUUCCCGAAUUGCCUUUGGCGUCCAAAGAAGGGCCAGUAAAUGGUACUUCAAUUGCGAAAGGUGUCAAUGGGAAACCGGCCAGGGUGUGCUUCUUGACCGAACAAACAUCUCACCAUCCACCAGUGUCCGCAUUCUACAUUGAUUGUCCAGACACGGGAGUAUCUGCUCGUGGAUUCGAUCAGAUCAGUGCCAAAUUUACCGGGACAAGCAUUCGUGUUGCCCCUGGUCAGCAUAAUCUCGGAAUCUUCAUCAACAUUAGCAAGAGGGACGACGAAGAAUAUCAGUUGACGCAUCCCGCUGCUCAUCUCGGUGGCCUGUUGAGGGGAGCUUUGUCAAUAAGUGUGGCUGACACAUGUUACAUUGUCUGCCCAAAAACAAGGAUUAAGGUUAUUUUGCAGUACUUAGAGGAUGGCUGGAUCAGCCGAGCUCAGAAUAAGGUUGAGGGAGUCAUUUUCCAGUACGAUCCAGAAAAGGAUACCAUUACCAGGAUAAAAGACGUCCAAGAAGGUGACAUCCUUGCCAAAAUAUCAGGAUCGUGGCACGGCGAAAUGUACUACACUCUAGCAGGAACGAGUGAGCCUCGCCUUCUGAUUGACAUCGGGCCUCUUUUUCCUGUCGCGAAGACUUUGCCGCCGGUGGAUACUCAGCUUUCCAACGAAUCUCGAAAGUUCUGGUCAGGUGUGACCGAGGCAAUAUUGGACAAGAGAUAUAGCCAAGCCACCAAGCUGAAAAUGGAAAUCGAGGACCGACAACGGCAGAAGGCUGCGGAACGUCAAGAAAAGAACGAGGAGUGGAAGCCGCGCUUCUUCACCGGGUCCGUCACACCUUUGGGCAAACCGGCCUUGAGCGAGGAAGGCGUGAAGGCCCUCGAGGGUAUUCGAACUCAACAGUACCAUCUAGAUGAAAGCGAGAUCAAAGGCGCCUAGUCCGGAUUUUCAUUGGAGUAUAUUACUAAGUCCCUCAUAUGGGCCCGAUCUUUGUGCACUAUGAGGAGUGCCAUGAUGAUCGGUGUGGUUUUGACUUCCACCGCUUACAUUCUCACCUUCUUUGGCAUUGCCUUUUCUCGGGACCGUACGCAGCAGGCUCAUGCUGUAUCUAUAUGUUGCCUAAAGCCAUUCCUAAUAUCUUAGAUUUCGAGCUAUUGUCACAAGUGGCAGGUCCUCUUC